UUCAUCUUAUCGAUUUUCCAUUUUUCCAAUAGCAAAAAACCAGUAAAACCACAGAAAAAACUAAAUUUAACUCAAGUGCACCGAAACUAAAAUACAUCCUAAAACUUAAUAUUCAUUAAUAACUGUGAACUGAGCUAUUAUUCCGUCAACACAUCGGCCAACGCUUGCCAACCAUUGAAAGUUUAAAGUUAGGUAGUAUCGAUCGGUAAAUUUUCACUGGCGCUACAAUGAAGACUGGGCACAACGGUAUCGUUAACGAUGCCCAAGGCCGGGUGAAGUGUGUGUUCUGCGUAGUGCAGAUACCAAAAGCAUUCAGUUGCAUUGAACAACACAUCCACGGCUCGAAGCAUAAGGAAACUUUGGAGAUUAUGACCGAUAAUGGAAUUUUCCACAACGAAGACAACACCAUGUACUGCAAGCCGUGCAAGACCAUCCUGAACAAUGAUGAGUCCGCCUCGCAGCACGUGGACGGAGACCAGCACUCCAAUUGGAUUGCCGCCAUCGAGGACCUCAUUGGCGGGGAGUUCAUCAACUUGGACUCAUACUUGUGCUCUGCGAAGUAUGAGGAGGAUAUCCGCUGUGACCUCUGCGAAACUGCAUUCCCUUUUACCCUGGCUCUGCUUGAGAAGCAUGUGAACAGCCAUGACCACCGAGUCCAUUUGGCCGAGAAACUGAAGACACUGAAUGGUAUAUUUCCUGUUGAGAACGGAGAGGAGGUUUGGUGUAAGUUGUGUGAUGUAUACAUAGAGAACAAGGUGCAGGCCAUACUGGACCACAUUGACGAUGAUGAGCUGCACAUGAAGUGGUUCGCGUCCAUGGAUGACAUUAUUGAAGAUCAUGAUAUAUCGUUGGAUGAGUUUCUUUCUGAAGAGCACCACACUACGGCCGAGUGUGGCAAGUGCAACAUGGAGAUUGACUGCACCACUGAGAAUCUGGAAGACCAUGUUUUCUCGGAAACUCACCUGAACCAGUUUGAUUGAACAGUUGUUUCAUUAUUGAAGCUUUUUAACUUUAAUUUGUUGCAAUAAGACUGAUUUUGAGAAAGCACUCAAACAUUAUUUUUGAAACUACAAAAUUUUAUUACUUGUUUGCUCUCUUUACUUUUAAUAUGUCUAUUGAUGUUAUUACUAGGUAUUAUAUUAUAUGCUUAAUAGUAACUAGGUAUGCAUUUUAAAAAGAUCUCAAUGUUUUAUAAUAUUUAUUGUGAAUUUACAACAAAAAUAUAUGAUUAACAAUAUUUAACAAUGAUAUAAUUUUCUAAAUACUUAUUACUAUUUUCAUUUAAAUAAAAAUGUAAUCAAAACUUAAAAAGUUAUGAAUGUUAGAUUGAAUUAUUUGUUAUUAGGUAUAUUAUUAUAUAAAACAAUAUGAAAUAAACAUAAUAUUCCGAAUGCCGAGUGAACUUGUAUUCUGAAUGUAUUUCAAGUAUAAAAACACCUUUAAAUCCAUAUGUAAAACCAAAGCUGAAAUGUAUCACUGUAGUACAUUUAAAUUACAUCUAUGUGUCCUUUCAAAAUAUUUAUGUAGUUAGGAAGUAUAUCUAUGUGUAGUAAUUACAUGUUACUUGCAUUGCAUAUUUAAUAAAUGUAAUAAAUAAACAA
Molecule: messenger RNA, 1601 nt
Organism: Plutella xylostella (diamondback moth)
Lineage: Eukaryota; Metazoa; Arthropoda; Insecta; Lepidoptera; Plutellidae
Source: RefSeq, a predicted model, not a curated record